AUGGCCGCUCGGCUCCCGCGGUCUGUCUCGCGCUCUGUAAAGCUGGCGCGGGGUGACAUUUGUGAUGGUGCUAAGCUGGCGACUGACGAACCUUCUCUUACGACUUCUAUGGAGUGGGACACUCAGGUGGUGAAUGGGUCUUCGCCGCUCGGCCCUGCAGCAUUGGGGGCUGAGGAGCGGCCGUCUAGACCGCUGUUGCCGUCGUGGCUGCUGCCCGAGAGGUGCGCGGUGUUUCAGUGCUCACAGUGCCACGCGGUGGUCGCCGACUCAGUGCACCUUGCCUGGGACUUAUCGCGCUCCCUCGGGGCGGUGAUCUUCUCCAGGGUCACAAGUAAUGUGGUUUUGGAAGCUCCCUUUCUAGUUGGCAUUGAAGGUUUGCUCAAAGGCAGCACUUACAACCUUUUGUUCUGUAGUUCCUGUGGGAUUCCUAUUGGUUUCCAUCUGUAUUCUACCCAUGCUGCCUUGGCUGCUUUGAGAGAUCACUUCUGCCUUUCCAGUGACAAGAUGGUGUGCUAUCUGUUAAAAACAAAAGCCAUAGUAAGUGCAUCUGAGAUGGAUAUUUUCAACGAAUCUCUACCAGAAAAGAUUGCAGAGUUAAAAGAGAAGAUAAUGUUAACACACACUCACCUGAAUUCACUGAUGAAGAUUCUGAAGGAAGUGACUCAUGACAAGUCUACGCCACAAAACUGA
Molecule: messenger RNA, 690 nt
Organism: Condylura cristata (star-nosed mole)
Lineage: Eukaryota; Metazoa; Chordata; Mammalia; Eulipotyphla; Talpidae
Gene: OIP5
Product: Opa interacting protein 5
Exons: 5
Coding region: 1-690 (229 amino acids)
Biological process (GO): CENP-A containing chromatin assembly; chromosome segregation
Cellular component (GO): chromatin; chromosome, centromeric region; nucleus
Source: RefSeq, a predicted model, not a curated record